This is a messenger RNA of Entamoeba dispar SAW760, 969 nucleotides long. RefSeq names its product membrane-associated tyrosine- and threonine-specific CDC2-inhibitory kinase, putative. Gene Ontology annotation, cellular component: cytoplasm. Lineage: Eukaryota; Evosea; Mastigamoebida; Endamoebidae. Gene Ontology annotation, molecular function: protein serine/threonine kinase activity; ATP binding. The record is from RefSeq and is a predicted model, not a curated record. The transcript has 2 exons. Gene Ontology annotation, biological process: protein phosphorylation. The coding region runs from base 1 to 969 and encodes 322 amino acids.
AUGAUAAAAUCUCCGAAACGUUGUCUACCCCCUUUUGAAGAGUAUCAAAAAACACUUCCCAAAUAUAUUCCAUUUGCAUAUGACCCUAAUGCUCUAAAAAGAUUACCUUUUGGUUAUAUAGAACUUAUGAAUAAUUGUCCAAGUCAACCAAUGCUUUAUUAUAAUCCACAUUAUUCAAUGCAUAAACAAACAAUGAAAGAUUUUUUAGCUAAAUUCCCUCAAAAAAAACAAAUUGGAAGAGGAAGUUUUUGGGAUGUUUAUUGUGUAAGAGAUCCUAAUGAUGGAAUAUUAAAAGUUGUAAAAAUUUCUAUUCAACCUCAUAUGACAGCAGUUUAUGAAAAUGAAUUUAUAAAUAUCGAAACAACUAAAAAUUGUGAAUAUAUAAUUCAAUGUAUUUCUACUCAAAAGAUAGAUAAUAUGUAUUUUAUAAUGAUGGAUUUAAUGAAAGGAAGUAUUUGGGAUUUACUUCAUCAAAGACCAAUGGAAUUCUUUGAAAUUAUAUAUGUCACAGGAACAGUUUUAAGAGGAUUAAGAGAACUUCAUCGUUUAGGUUUAGCUCAUAUGGAUGUUAAACCUGAAAAUAUUUUUGUUUUAAGUGAUGGUCGAGUAAAAUUAGGUGAUUUAAAUUCAUGUAGAAAAAUUGGUGAAUCUCUUUCAUUAGAAGAUAUUGGAGAACCAAGUUAUUGUGCUCCUGAAGUAAUUGGAGGACAAGCAUCACAAUUAGCUGAUGUAUUUUCUUUAGGAAUAACAAUAUUUGAAAUGGAUACAAGACGUAAAUUUCCAAAUUAUGAACAAAAUUUUUAUUUUACAGACCCUAUUCUUCUUAAUUUGUUUCGGUUUGAAGAACUUAAACAAAUGUAUUUGUUUAUGACUAUUACUCAACCAAGUUAUCGUGUGACUGUAGACCAACUUCUCUCUAUGUCAAUAUUUGAAAAUCCUGAUGUUAAAGUUUUUCCUAGCGUUUUAUAA